Messenger RNA from Staurois parvus, 346 nucleotides. The record is from the annotation of a GenBank genome assembly. Lineage: Eukaryota; Metazoa; Chordata; Amphibia; Anura; Ranidae.
ACCAAAGGCUGCAGACAUACUACAGGAGAUGACCAGAGGCUGCGGACAUACUACAGGAGAUGACCAGAGACUGCAGACAGUACAGGAGAUGACCAGAGGCUGCGGACAUAGUACAGGAGAUGACCAGAGACUGCAGACAUAGUACAGGAGAUGACUAGAGACUGCAGACAUAGUACAGGAGAUGACCAGAAACUGCGGACACAGUACAGGAGAUGGCCAGAGACUGCGGACAUACUACAGAAGAUGACCAGAGGCUGCGGACAUACUACAGGAGAUGACCAGAGACUGCGGACAUAGUACAGGGGAUGACCAGAGACUGCGGACAUAGUACAGGGGAUGACCAGAG